AUGAAUGGAAAUCACAAAGAGUCAUUGUCGAGCCAGAAAUUUCAAAAUUCAACUGUCAGCUGGAAUUCAUUCGAUUUAGAUACGGAAAGGACAAGCAAUGUGGUUAGUUCAGGUAAUACUGGGGUUGCUUUGGAUCCAAAUUUUGCAGAGAAGAAUGACGAUGAUGUUGAUGAUGGUUGGGAAUUUAAGACUGUCGAGGCUAUGUUUCAAUCUGCAGAUGGAGGCUAUAAGAUCAAGCUUUAUGCUGACCUUGUUCUAAUGUGCUUUUGCAUAAUAGGUGGUACCAAAUACAACAAAUUUAAGUUCAAGCAUCUGGAGCUCACCUGCAAAUGGAACAUUGACGGAUGGGAGUUUAAGGUUGCUGAAGCAGGAGAGCCAAAGAACGAUUUAACAAACAAGGAAUCUAACGGCUGGGGGAUCGGAUUUGGUUUUGAACUCGUUUCUAAAAUUGAAACAACAAAUUCUUUUCAACCAAACUUCGAGAAAGAGCCACAAAAGAGGGAAAAUGGCUCGAUUUCCUUUCCAAGCAAUGCAAAUACGAAUUCUGAAGGAACUUCAUUGGCUUUUAAGCAGCCAUCUUUGGAAACUGAAAAGGAGAAAGAGGUAAUGUAUCUUACAAGCAAUGCAAAUGUGAAUUCUGUAUAG
Arabis nemorensis is the source of this 645-nucleotide messenger RNA. The record is from the annotation of a GenBank genome assembly. NCBI's taxonomy places the organism in Eukaryota, Viridiplantae, Streptophyta, Magnoliopsida, Brassicales, Brassicaceae.